This is a messenger RNA of Trachymyrmex septentrionalis, 2918 nucleotides long. Its product is annotated as LON peptidase N-terminal domain and RING finger protein 3. Gene Ontology annotation, molecular function: protein binding. Lineage: Eukaryota; Metazoa; Arthropoda; Insecta; Hymenoptera; Formicidae. The transcript has 9 exons. The coding region runs from base 416 to 2587 and encodes 723 amino acids. The record is from RefSeq and is a predicted model, not a curated record.
CAGUUCUCAGUGCGCCAGCGUGCCGUAUGGAGCGGUCGCACGCGCGUUAACGUGCGGAGCAGUCCACGCGUGGACGGCCAGCUGUCAAAUACUCUGUGCGUGUCGCUCCGACGAUUCCGAUGAAUCCCGUUUAAGUGAAUCAUUGUUAUCUAUUCCGGGGUCAAGUGACCUGUGAUCGUGCUACUGUAUUCCUGAUUUCCGCAGACCGUGUCUUUGUCACGCGAUCCGCGCGUAAUUCCCGUGCACGUAGUUUCCAAAAGAUGUGCGUCGUCUUUGACAUCACGAAACCGGCAUUGAACGGUUUUUACCGAGAAGACAUCCGGCGCGCGUAUGUGAUUUACUCGUAGAGAGAACGCGUCGCGAAAGGAUACACUCUGUUCUCACUCCCGAAGACUGACGCACGAGGAGCAGCGCGAUGACGGAACUGGCUAAGGAGGCGUUCACCUCCCGUAACUACCACCUGGCGGUCGAGCUGUACGAGCGAUGUCUGAAACAACAAGGAUCGAGCUACGAGGUGCUGCUUGGUUACGGUGACUCCUUGCUCAAGUGCGGUCGUGUCAAGGAGUCCAUUGAGAUCUACUCCAGAUGCUCAACGGCGAUGUCCGUGCCGGCCGACAGACUGAAACACCUGGCAACCGCGCUCCUGGAGGACAUGAUCGGUAUUGGAACGAACCCCAGACGGAGGAUCGAGACAUCCUUCGCGUGUCCUUUGUGUGAAGGCGCUCUCUAUCAGCCAAUGACCGCCGGCUGUGGUCACACGUACUGCAGAAACUGCGUGGAUCCGUCAAAGAACUGUCACGUAUGUGGAGUUAAAAUCGCUAUUGUGAGUGAAACAAAUGUGCUAGUGCAAAGACUCGUGGAGAAAUGGUGGCCACGAGAAGUGGAGGCCAGUCGGGCGAGGCACGAGGGUGAUAUUCUCAUGAGGAAGGGUCACCUAGGUCAAGCACUGGAGAGAUACAACCUGGCAGUUCAUCUCGCACCGAAUAGCCCACUUCACCUUAGCAACAGGGCUCACGUCUUGCUCCUGUUGAAUAGACCUUUAGCUGCUCUCACGGACGCUGAUCAUGCAGUUAGAUUGCGGCCAGACUGGGGCAAGGGGCACUAUAGAAGAGGAAUAGCUUUGUCAGCGCUUGGAAGACACGAAGAAGCGCUCUAUGCUCUCUGCAUUAGCGUGGCCAUUGAUAAAAAUCCACAAGCUGUACGCCAUGAAUUAAUCAAAAUUCUGCAUAGAGUGCUGUCGCCUAAAGUCCAUCGGCAAAAUUUUCUGUCAUCACGUACGCCGUACAGUUUAACAAAGAGUGCGUUACGCACGAGAAAUCGUCAUCAACUAAUGAAUUCCAAUCACAGUCGACGCGCUACUCUGAACAGGUCCGAUAGCGAGGACAACAGCAGCGGCGAAGAAGAAUUUAUACAGACAAUAAAUAGAAGAAUUAGAUCCUCCAUCGUACCGCAAGUCAACACAAAGCUACAAGCAAGUUUAGAUCGUGUGUAUCAGGAUAUAGAAAAAUUAAAAAGAAUCGAAUCGAGACCCGCCGAAAUUCUCUUGCCAACUCUUUCCGGCGGCACUGUUGGAGAAUUGGAUUGCAUCUUAUGUUGCCGCCUGCUUUGGAAACCCGUCACGACACCUUGUGGUCACACCUAUUGCUGGAUGUGUCUGGACCGUUGCCUGGAUUACUCUUCGGCUUGUCCUUUGUGUGUUACAUCUUUAGCUGACUAUCUAGCCAGUAGCCAAAAAACUGUAACGGAUUUCGUAGAGAAAGCGCUUAAAACAGUGGCGCCUACGGAAUAUACUUCCAGAGCUGUGAGUCAUCAGCUCGAACUGGUCCAAGGACUGGGACUUUUGAAUAGCGAACAGAUUGCCGUUUUCAUUUGCACGACAGCAUUUCCCUGCAUUGCCUGUCCCUUGUUUGUCUACGAGCCUAGAUAUAGGCUGAUGGUCAGAAGAUGUGUGGACAGCGGAAUGCGCCAGUUUGGAAUUGCUGCGUGUCUCAACAAAGAAGCAACAGGCACAAAGAGAUAUGCGGAAUAUGGAACUAUUUUAGACAUUCGAGAUCGAGUAUUGCUCAAAGAUGGUUGCAGUAUUCUCAGCACGGUCGGUGGUAGAAGAUUUAGAGUUCUUUCUGGUGGAGAAAAGGAUGGUUACGAUACAGCACAAGUGGAAUUUAUUAGGGAUACCGUCGUACAACAAGAUCAAUUAUUAAACCUUCUGGAGCUUCAUAAUAAGGUACGAGCAAAAGGCCGAAGAUGGUGGGACACAGUGUCGAUCUCUCAGAAGUCCGAGAUUCAACGAGUGUUCGGACGCAUGCCUGACGUGGAAGAGGAUUGGCCACGUUUACCGGACGGUCCAUCAUGGACAUGGUGGUUACUUGCAAUUUUGCCAUUAGGACCGCAACUGCAGGUGGGUAUUUUGGGCACUACUAGUUUGGAAAAACGGCUACGAGCCAUUGAGAAAACUCUUGAUCACAUGGAGCAAAGACAACUGACAAUCGCGGCUGCCCCUUCCGAGCAAACGACGACAUCAUCAAGCAUCUGUAGAGACGGAAGAGCAAUUACAGAGACAGCAAUGUCGGUCAUUCAGCAAUCAUAGAAAGCAACGAAGUAUCGCGAUACUUUAGAAGCACCAAUGCUAUUCUGUGGCCUGGAAAUAGGAUCGCGAAUCCUGUAUCUCGCAUUCUGCGAAGAAGUUUCAAGUAGUAAGAAACAGCAAUCUUAAGUGAAAAAAAAUUCAAAAGCUAUAAAAUUUAUUAAAUAAUUCUCUAAUUUGGCGAGCAAAGUUGGAUAUAUCAUUCGAUAGAAUCAAUCAAGACAUAGAGAUGUGCAAAUCAAGAUUUUUACAUUAAAUCGAAUUUUAUUUCUUUAUUUGGACUCAAAUCGAUCCAAAUUGACAAAAUUUCUCCUGAAUCAAAUGGAAUUGUUAA